Messenger RNA from Ixodes scapularis (black-legged tick), 471 nucleotides. RefSeq lists its product as uncharacterized. The annotation marks the transcript as partial. The record is from RefSeq and is a predicted model, not a curated record. The transcript has a single exon. Lineage: Eukaryota; Metazoa; Arthropoda; Arachnida; Ixodida; Ixodidae.
CGCUCCACAGUAUGUAAUUUGUUUAUUGUGGCUAAAGUCUGGUACGUGCUCCAGGCUUUGUGUAUGUCUAGAGUAAGCGUUCAAAAGAUUCACCGAGUGUUCGCGAUUUUUGUGUGGGGGUCGGUGUGGGAGCGCACCGGUCGUACAAAUUUGUUCCGCUCUGUGAAAAGUGGCGGGCUAGGACUGGCUCAUCUGUUUCUGCGACAAGUGGUGUCAAGAUUUAUGUUCCUGCGGGAUCAGGGGGAUCCUUUUCUGCGGACUGUAUUACAAGUUAGGCUCCGUAAUGCAUUGUCUGAGUUUGUUGUGUCCUCGAGUGAUGUCAGAUGUACGCGGGUUCGAGGUUUUCUGCGCGAAGUGAUUUUGGCUUUCCAUUUUCUCAAGGUUCGAUUUUCGUUGGAGUACUUAAGCGAAGUUACACGAAAGCGCCUGUACAAAGACUUAGUCGAGGUGGUCUUCCCUGUGCCUUUGUAU